Molecule: messenger RNA, 1850 nt
Organism: Sabethes cyaneus
Lineage: Eukaryota; Metazoa; Arthropoda; Insecta; Diptera; Culicidae
Product: serine protease grass-like
Exons: 4
Coding region: 30-1775 (581 amino acids)
Biological process (GO): proteolysis
Molecular function (GO): serine-type endopeptidase activity
Source: RefSeq, a predicted model, not a curated record
UGAUCACUUUCGAAUAGUAGUGCAACAGUAUGAAAACAUUAGACACGUUAGUGCUGUUCGUGUGCGCGAUCAUCCUGCAAAUUCGCUUUAGCGCACAGCAAAAUCCACCGCACUGUGGCAUUCGUCAGCUAAACAGUUCCCAGCUUAUCCUUCUCGGCGGGGACACUGUUCACGGCGACUGGCCAUGGCAUGUGGCCGUCUACCAUCGAACGCGACGUUCAAACGAUUACGCCUGCGGAGGUACGAUCAUCAAUGAUCAGUUUGUUCUUACGGCGGCUCAUUGCGUCAUGAACAGUGACAGCGGCUAUCAGCUGGUGCCGAGUCGAAUCUUUGUUCGCAUGGGAAUCCACAAUCUGGACGAGUUCAAUCCGCGGGCUGUGCAGCAGCAUUCGGUGGGGAAGGUUCACAAAUUUGCGAACUUUACUCGGUUGUUCAAUGAUAUAGCGCUACUAGAGUUGAAUACGGUCAUUCAGUUCACCGAAUACGUUCAGCCGGCUUGCCUCAACCGGGAGGAGGACAUCACCGGUCAGCAGGGAACGGUCGUUGGUUGGGGUUUGACGGAGGACGAUGAAACUUCGCCAACCCUGCGGCAGGCACAGCUGCCGGUGGUCGAUACUGUCACCUGUCUGAAGAGCGAUCGCGUUCUUUUCGGUCACAGUCUGGACGAUGGGAUGUUCUGCGCUGGGCACAUGAACGGAACGGGCGUUUGCAAUGGUGAUAGCGGAGGAGGGCUGUUCAUUAAACGUAGCAAUGUAUGGUAUCUGGGAGGGAUAGUUUCGUUCGCGAAAAGUCGAUUGGAUGGUGAUAGUGGGUUCUGUCACCGGCAGAGCUACGGUGCCUUCACCAAGGUUCAGAAAUACCUGUCCUGGAUCGGUGAUAUAACGAAGAUGCAGUUCAAGUUUGGUGCGGUGGAUAGUUGUUAUCCGGCGGAGGAGGACGAUUCGACAAAAACGUACCGUUACUACUUUCCGCGGAAUUGCGGAGUUUAUAUUCCAACGGGUGAUCGGUACAGCAUCGAAGCAAAGGUGUUCGAGUUUCCCUGGAUGGCGAUUCUGCGACACGACACGAGAGGUUUCGUCUGCGCGGGAACACUGAUUAACAAGCGCUACGUACUGUCGGCGGUACACUGCUUUCGGGGUCAUGAAUACAUGCCUAAUCAAGUUAGACUCGGAGAGCAUACAAUCGGGCGGGAUUUGGACUGCAAUGCUGGCGAUGGCGAUAACAGUACUUUUGUGAGUGAAGAUUGUGCCCUUCCAGUGCGUGACUACGGCAUAAUUUGUAUCAUACGACAUCCUGCGUACGAGUUCAAGAAACGAAGUGCCAACAUUGCUUUAGUACGCGUAAGCGAGGACAUUAUUUUCCAAGAUCACAUUCAACCGAUAUGCCUUCCUCUGACGGCCAACCUGAGACAAUAUCAACCGGCAAAAUUCUUCACUUCCGGUUGGGGUUUCCACUCAAAAUCCACUGACGACAAGAGUUCUUCCGUGCUCCGUAAAGGAACAGUCACAGUCUCAGAUCGUUCACUGUGUCGGGAUUCACAGAGCGCACCAAUUGCCGACGAUCAGCUGUGUGUUGCUGGUGGGCCGGCAUUUGCUCGAAACUGUGCCAUUGAUUCGGGAGGGCCACUAGGCUACGGAGGAAAUUUGCAUGGAACACGUUUUAUUCUGUUCGGAAUUUAUACUCACACACUAGGAAUUUAUUGUAGCGAUUCUCCGAUGGUUUAUACCAAUGUUUCCACUCACAUGAACUGGAUACUGGCAAAUAUGGAGGUUUAAUCCUACCGAAAUAGAGAAAAAAGCUUUGAUGUAAAUAAAAUCGAGCACGUAACCAUGGAAACACACAUGUCUCUU